AUUUUUCUGAGCGAUAAUUGGGAAUAGAAAAGACUUAUAAUUUUUUGUUAGAAAGCAAAAAUAAAUAAUCUAGGAUGUUAACACUUGAUAAUACCGUCCGUAGAUGAACCGUAGAAAAAUUUUCUCUAUUAAAGCCUUGAAAUAUCCUCUACUUGAUUGUCAAUUUUCUAACCUAACGGUAUAAAGUAAUGGCAGAUCCAAAAGCAUUACAAAAAGAUGCUUUUACAUUUGCCAGCAGAGCUGUUGAAUGUGAUAAACAAGAUAUGAUUGAAAAUGCAGUGUUCUAUUAUCAGGAGGCAGCAAACGCUCUAUUAUCGGCAUCUUUAUAUCAAAACGAUAGGCCAGAUUUUAUAGAAAAAGCACAAGAGUACCUUAAUAGAUCGGAGCAGUUAAAAACUUCACAACAUGCUAGAACGUCUUUCAACGAGCCAGUAAAAACAGAAAUUCAAAAAAAUAUAGAACGAAUAAAAUGUCUCUUAAACGAAGCUUGCGAAGCAGACGAAAUUAAUAAGGAUGAGGAAGCUUUAGAGAUUUAUAUGGAAGCUGCUGAAAUUUGCAUUAAAAUAUCUAAAGAAACGACAGAUGAAAUUUUAAAAAAGAAACUAAAAGAUCAAGCUAGUAAUGCUUUAUCGAGGGCUGAAACUUUAAAAUCCAGAAUAAACUCUGUUGCCUCAAAUACAACUAGAAAAAAUUCAACAACUAAUGCAAAACCUCUUGGAAGUCUAUUGAAUGAUGGUGAACCUUCAUUGAGUAGUGGAAGUAAAGGAACUGCACCAAAACCAACUGGUGGAUCAUAUACGAAAGAAGAAAAGGAUGUACUUAAAACCACAUCAACCAUUAAUGGAAGAGAAUAUGUUCCUUUUAUGAUUGGAGAUUUAAAGGAAAAAUUUGCCUUUCCAAUCCCUUAUACAGAUAAAUGGGGACAUCUGCAAAUGUCUGAUAAACAGAAACAGAGAUUUUCUCGUUGGGUUAGGCCUGACGAAAUAACCCCCGAACCAAAAAUGAUUUAUAUUGUCUCUCCUAUGAGCAUUCGACAAACGAUUAUUUCCGAUUGCUCUUUCGUCGCCUCAUUAGCCGUUAGUGCACAAUAUGAAAGACGUUUUAAUAAGAAACUUAUAACAAGAAAGGUUACCAUAGAUGAUCUUUUACCAAUGAGCGCUUCUGGGGAGUUAUUGUGUUCUUAUUCGUCAAACAAGGGAGAGUUAUGGGUCUCUCUUUUGGAAAAAGCUUAUCUGAAAGUAAUGGGUGGUUAUGAUUUUCCUGGUUCCAAUUCUAAUAUAGAUUUACAUGCGCUUACUGGUUGGAUUCCUGAAAGAUUAUCGAUUGAUAAUGAAUUUGACGCUGAUAAGGAGUAUAAAAGGAUUUGCGAAAGAUUUCACAGAGGCGAUUGCUUGGUAACUGUUGCCACUGGGAAAAUUUCUGAGGGUGACGCGGAUAGGGCUGGACUAGUUCCUACUCAUGCCUAUGCCUUAUUGGAUAUACGUGAAGUUAAGGGCCAUAAGUUAAUUCAGUUAAAGAAUCCCUGGAGCCAUUUAAGAUGGAGAGGAAAUUUCUCUGAAUUGGAUAUUAAUCAUUGGACUCCAGAGAUGCAAAAACUUUGCAAUUAUAAUCCGGAAAGUGCUCAGAAUCAUGAUAAUGGCGUGUUUUGGAUUGAUUACGACUCCCUAAGGAAAUUUUUCUCAGUCAUUUAUCUUAACUGGAAUCCUGAAUUGUUUAAGCAUACUACUUGCGUUCAUCAUACAUGGAAAGCUAAAGAAGGACCUAAGAAGGAUAGCUAUAAUAUUGGAGAUAAUCCACAGUAUAAGCUUGAAAUUAAACAAAAGGGAAGUUGUGCAAUAUGGAUUCAGUUAACGAGGCAUAUAACGGAUAAAGACGACUUUGCCGAAAAUAAAGAAUUUAUUACUGUUGUAGUGUUUAAAGGAAACGGAAAACGAAUUUUUUAUCCAUAUAAUCCUCCUCCUUAUAAAGACGGUGUUCGAAUUAAUAGUCCUCACUAUUUAUGCAAAAUGGUUGAAGAAGGUCCUGCAGCUUAUACAUUAGUUAUAUCUCAAUAUGAAAAAUCAGUUACGACUCAUUAUACUCUACGAGUUUAUUCAUCUCUUCCAUUCGGUUUGUCCAAAAUCAACGAUCCUUAUAAUUCAAGAUAUGAAAGAGAUAUUAAUGAUAAAUGGGAAGGAAAAACUGCUGGUGGUUGCUCCAACUAUCCAAAUACUUGCCGAAACAAUCCUAUUUAUCAAAUUCAUUUAGAUAAUAAUCACGCUAACAAUAUGAUGCUAUUUGAACUAAAAGCUCCAAAACAAUAUUCAGUUUGUGUUGAAGCGACUACUGUUAAUGAAAAUGUACCGGGAACUGUUGGUUCUUUUAAAAAGAAAGAUUCGGGAAGUUAUAGACCAGGCUUUUGCGUUCUCGAUUUAGAAAGCAUAUCUGGAGGAGUUUAUAAUGUAACCGUCUCUACUUUUAAGCCUGAACAGGAAGGGCCAUUCAUUCUCACUAUAAAAUCUUCGGAGAAUUUUAAAAUUUCGAGACUUCAAUAG
Messenger RNA from Dimorphilus gyrociliatus, 2534 nucleotides. The record is from the annotation of a GenBank genome assembly. NCBI's taxonomy places the organism in Eukaryota, Metazoa, Annelida, Polychaeta, Dinophilidae.